Messenger RNA from Phodopus roborovskii (desert hamster), 2858 nucleotides. It is a transcript of the gene Add2, whose product is annotated as adducin 2. Gene Ontology annotation, molecular function: actin filament binding. NCBI's taxonomy places the organism in Eukaryota, Metazoa, Chordata, Mammalia, Rodentia, Cricetidae. Gene Ontology annotation, biological process: barbed-end actin filament capping. Gene Ontology annotation, cellular component: cytoskeleton; postsynaptic density; plasma membrane. The transcript has 16 exons. The record is from RefSeq and is a predicted model, not a curated record. Bases 175 to 2346 code for a protein of 723 amino acids.
GGGGGGCAACUGGGGAUGGAUGCGAGGCCGCUGCAUGUGAGUUUCAACCUGGCUGUGUGACGUGUGGCUGUGCCAGCUUUCCUAGUUGUGAAGACCUGGUACUGAAGACAGACAUUGGACAGGCCUGAUUCAACCCACUGGGUUCCAGGAGUGGAUUGACGCCCUAGCAGGACCAUGAGCGAGGACACGGUCCCUGAGGCAGCCUCACCACCACCCUCUCAAGGACAGCACUACUUUGACCGGUUCUCUGAGGAUGACCCUGAAUACCUGCGCCUUCGCAACCGUGCAGCUGACCUGCGGCAGGACUUCAACCUGAUGGAGCAGAAGAAAAGGGUUACCAUGAUCCUGCAGAGCCCUUCUUUCAGGGAGGAGCUGGAAGGUCUCAUCCAGGAGCAGAUGAAGAAGGGCAACAAUUCCUCCAACAUCUGGGCACUAAGGCAGAUCGCGGACUUCAUGGCCAGCACCUCCCAAGCAGUCUUCCCAGCUUCUUCCAUGAACUUCUCCAUGAUGACACCCAUCAAUGACCUUCACGCUGCUGACUCCCUGAACCUAGCCAAGGGGGAGAGGCUCAUGCGGUGCAAGAUCAGCAGUGUCUACCGCCUCCUGGAUCUCUAUGGCUGGGCGCAGCUCAGCGACACCUAUGUCACGAUGAGAGUGAGCAAGGAGCAGGACCACUUCCUGAUCAGUCCCAAGGGGGUCUCCUGCAGUGAGGUCACAGCAUCUAGCCUGAUCAAGGUGAACAUUCUGGGAGAGGUGGUAGAGAAGGGCAGCAGUUGCUUCCCAGUGGACACCACAGGCUUCAGUCUGCACUCAGCCAUCUAUGCCGCCAGGCCCGACGUAAGGUGUGCCAUUCACCUACACACGCCUGCCACAGCCGCGGUGUCAGCUAUGAAGUGUGGCCUCCUGCCUGUCUCCCAUAAUGCCCUGCUGGUGGGGGAUAUGACCUACUAUGACUUCAAUGGGGAAAUGGAGCAGGAAGCAGAUCGAAUCAACUUGCAGAAGUGCCUUGGACCUACCUGCAAGAUCCUGGUGCUGAGAAACCAUGGCAUGGUUGCUCUGGGUGACACCGUGGAGGAGGCUUUCUAUAAGAUCUUCCACCUGCAGGCUGCAUGUGAGGUACAGGUGUCAGCUCUGUCCAGCGCAGGAGGAACUGAGAACCUUAUCCUUCUGGAGCAAGAGAAACACCGGCCACAUGAGGUGGGCUCUGUGCAGUGGGCGGGCAGCACCUUCGGGCCCAUGCAGAAGAGCCGACUGGGAGAACAUGAAUUUGAAGCACUCAUGAGGAUGCUGGACAACUUAGGCUACAGAACAGGCUACACAUACCGCCACCCCUUUGUCCAAGAGAAAACCAAACACAAAAGUGAAGUGGAGAUCCCAGCCACAGUCACAGCCUUCGUGUUUGAAGAGGAUGGUGCCCCAGUCCCUGCCCUACGUCAGCAUGCGCAUAAGCAGCAGAAGGAGAAGACCCGCUGGCUUAACACACCCAACACCUACCUGCGGGUGAAUGUGGCCGACGAGGUACAGAAGAACAUGGGCAGUCCCAGGCCCAAGACCACGUGGAUGAAAGCUGACGAAGUGGAAAAGCCCAGCAGUGGCAUGCCCAUACGGAUCGAAAACCCAAACCAAUUCGUGCCUCUCUACACUGACCCCCAAGAAGUGCUGGACAUGAGGAACAAGAUUCGAGAGCAAAACCGACAAGAUAUAAAGUCUGCAGGGCCUCAGUCCCAGCUCUUGGCCAGCGUCAUCGCCGAGAAGAGCCGAAGCCCGUCUACAGAAAGCCAGCUGGUGUCCAAGGGUGAUGCAGAUACCAAAGACGAAUCAGAGGAGACCGUGCCCAAUCCCUUCAGCCAACUCACCGACCAGGAGCUGGAAGAGUACAAGAAGGAGGUGGAAAGGAAGAAACAAGAACAGGAAGGGGUGAAGGACAUAGACACAGGAGAGCCUGGCUCACCUGUAAAGUUCACACCUGCAUCUCCAGUGCAGAGCCAAACAAAAGCAGGGACCAAGAGUCCGGCAGUUUCUCCUUCCAAGGCUUCAGAGGAUGCCAAGAAGAAAGAAGACAGCAAAGCCACCAUGGAGCCUGAGCCAGUGAAACCGGAAGGGGUAGUGGUGAAUGGGAAGGAAGAGGAGCCAAGUGCAGAAGAGAUCCUCAGCAAAGGACUGGGCCAGAUGACCACCAAUGCUGACACUGAUGGUGACAGCUACAAGGACAAAACUGAGUCAGUUACCAGUGGCCCCUUGUCCCCAGAGGGUUCACCCUCCAAGUCACCCUCCAAAAAGAAAAAGAAAUUCCGAACCCCCUCCUUCCUGAAGAAGAGCAAGAAGAAGGAGAAAGUGGAAUCCUGAUUGGUGGCUCCUGCUGUAUCCCUGCCCUCCUUCCCUGCCCUUCUCCCAACUCUGCCCCUGGAGCAUAGGGCCAAUGAGGUAUAGAGAAGGACCUGGGAUCGCACUCAGAGGGGGGCUUAAAGCCAGCCUUCCCAGAGAAAACAGGUAUCUUGCCCACAGUCGCAGUUAGUUGGUGGCAGGGCCUGCCCUAGAUUUGAGCUUCCUGACUACCAUGGUCAUGCUCUAUCCUCUGUUCAACACUGCCUAGUCCUAGGCUGCCUUUGUUAGGACACCACCUGCCAGCCUGAGCCCAGGGCAGGAAGGCCAAGCACCAGGCAUGGUCACAAAUGCUCACAGGCUAAGACUUCCUCUGAAUGAGGUCCAUCUCUUCCCAGGAAUCCUGCCUCUUGCUGAUGGAGCUGUCUCCACAGCAAGAAGCCGUGCUUCUCUCUUCCAUUUUGGGUCCCUUCCCCUGUUCAAAGUAACUAGGCAAGCUGACCUGUUCCCCUUCCCCCCAAUAGAAGUUAAUCUUU